AUGGAUACUGCUGAAGAAUUCAGCCCAUACCGGCCUGACGGCAAGAUCUACGGCUUCGUCUGUGUCGUCACAGGUACUUCGCAACCUGUCGGGCAGGCCAUCGUCCAGGAGCUGGCAGCACACGGGGCUGCUGCGAUAUACGCCUGUGAUCAAGCAACGACCUUAGAUACUGGCAGGAACUUUUUCGAUGCUCUCUCCAAGGACCACCCUCAGACCAAGGUCAUCCCCUAUCCAUUUAAUAUCGCCAAGGAGGAGGACACGGUCGUGCUCAUCGACGAGGUGCUAAACGCCUUUGGCCGCCUCGACAUCUGGGUCUGCUCAUCUGGCCUGCUCGGGCCUCCAUCGAUCCACGAUACCACCCCGGACGACCUCCAGAGGUGCUUUGAGGCGCACUCGAUGGCUCCAUUCUUCGCGCUCAAGUACGCGCCCCCGGCCAUGGCCAAGCUCACUGAGAAGCAAUCGUACCCCAACGCUGCGCCGAAGUCACAAAAGUACGGCAGUAUCAUCGUCAUCAGCAGUGUUGCAUCUACCUAUGGCGGCUGUUGGGGGCCAAGCUACACGAUGGCAGCCCACGCGGCACUGGGGGUCGUCAGGGCCGGCGUUGCAGUGCUCAAGGGAAGUGGCGUGAGGAUCAAUUGCAUUUCCCCGGGCCAAGUCGACGUGGGCGUUGAUCUGAACGGGAUGGACAUGAGAGGGAUGACAGCACAAUUCCCCCCAGCAUCCUUACAAACACCCGAGGCUCAAAAGCAGACCAUCCCGCUGGAGCGUGCUGGUCUACCAAAAGAGGUGGCAAGAGUCGCGGGCUUUCUGGCAAGUAAUUUCUCAUCCUAUGUCAACGGGGCCAAUAUGGUGGUGGAUGGAGGGGCCAGUGUGAUGAACCCCAUGACUAUCCCAAUAUGA
Diaporthe amygdali is the source of this 900-nucleotide messenger RNA. RefSeq names its product 3-oxoacyl-(acyl-carrier-protein) reductase. Lineage: Eukaryota; Fungi; Ascomycota; Sordariomycetes; Diaporthales; Diaporthaceae. Gene Ontology annotation, cellular component: peroxisome. Gene Ontology annotation, molecular function: trans-2-enoyl-CoA reductase (NADPH) activity. Gene Ontology annotation, biological process: phytol metabolic process. Bases 1 to 900 code for a protein of 299 amino acids. The transcript has 4 exons. The record is from RefSeq and is a predicted model, not a curated record.